This is a messenger RNA of Drosophila hydei, 6659 nucleotides long. It is a transcript of the gene PlexA, whose product is annotated as plexin-A2. The record is from RefSeq and is a predicted model, not a curated record. The coding region runs from base 664 to 6561 and encodes 1965 amino acids. Gene Ontology annotation, molecular function: protein binding; semaphorin receptor activity. Gene Ontology annotation, cellular component: semaphorin receptor complex. Gene Ontology annotation, biological process: regulation of cell migration; sensory neuron axon guidance; regulation of cell shape. Lineage: Eukaryota; Metazoa; Arthropoda; Insecta; Diptera; Drosophilidae. The transcript has 9 exons.
UAAUGUAUCCGACAUCUUGAAAAUAGUAUGGUCGCUUUGCAGGGUGUCGGUGUGUGUUUGUUUAAUAUGUACGUGUGUGUAAGUGUCGUACGGGUGCCACAAAAAGCGUACAUUUAUUUUGCACAAAAAAACUAUUGAUUGUUUCUCUUAAUUACAAAACUCAUACUUUUAAUUUAUUAAAUGAAUUAGUCACACUUCAUUUCUUAAUAAAUAAACAUUUUAUGCAACCUAUAUGUACAUCAGAGAAAAAAAAGAGUUGUGAAAACCGAACUGUUAAUUUUCAUAAAUAGGAAUUCGAAAAAUUCCAGAUUUAUACGUGUUGUUUGUACAUAUACAAAAGUUUUGCAUAUAUCCAUUUCAACAUGAACAUUAAACCUUAUUACAAGUUUGCUGGUAAAGAGUGAUAAUGUAGCAGCAGAAGUUGGAUGCAAACAGAAGAAAAGCAAGUUGUAGAUGAGUUGUAUGUGUAUGCCAUGUGAAUAUGGAUAAAACAGAGCUAUAAUAGUAGCAAUAAGAAUUCCAUAGGAGAAAUCAAAAACAAGAACAAACAGAAGGGAAUUAUACAGCCUUUGCAGACGAUUAUACUCCUAAAUAUAUAUAUAUUUAUAUAUAUAUACAUUGGAUCUAAUCGCCAUUGUGGCGAUUAGCCUGCGAUUUGUGGAAAUGAAUAUUCUAAUUUGUUGUUUACUAACAAUAACAAUUUAUGGAUUUUCAUCAACGUCACCAUCAUCAUUAUCAGCAUCGUUAGCAUCAUCAGCGGUAUCAGCAUUAAGCAAUGGAUUGACACCAUGGACUCAACGAGUUGAUAGGAUAAAACGUGGUGUGUCCGCCCUUAAAAUGAAUGUAACGGACACUGAUUUGAAUUUGGGAUACUUGAACAGCAGUAGCAGCACCAGCAGUAGCAGCAAUGUAAUCACAAAUGUCGCCAAUUUUGAUACGACUCUCAAUCAUUUAUUAGUGGAUACAAUAACGGGACGUGUUUUUGUUGGGGGUGUAAAUCGCUUGUACCAGCUGUCACCAGAUCUGGAGCUACAUGAAUCUGUGAAGACGGGUCCACAAAAUGAUUCAGUGGAAUGUACAAUACUUGACUGCCCGUUGAAUGCGAUACGAAAGCCAACUGAUAAUUAUAAUAAGGUCUUACUGAUAGAUCGUGCCACAUCUCGUUUGAUUGCUUGUGGAUCGCUGUUUCAGGGCACGUGUACAGUGCGUAAUUUACAAAAUGUUAGCAUCGUUGAGCAUGAGGUGCCCGAUGCGGUUGUCGCCAACGAUGCCAACUCAUCGACGGUGGCAUUUAUUGCACCAGGACCGCCGCAGCACCCGGUGACAAAUGUUAUGUACGUUGGCGUUACCUAUACAAAUAAUUCACCAUAUCGCAGCGAGAUACCUGCCGUAGCAUCGCGCUCAUUGGAAAAAUCAAAAAUGUUUCAAAUUGCCUCAUCGGCGGUAACAACUGGAACGCGCACUUUUAUUAAUUCAUAUGCCCGAGAAACAUAUUUGGUUAACUAUGUGUAUGGCUUUAGUUCGGAACGUUUUUCAUAUUUCCUUACCACUCAAUUGAAGCAUAGUCAUCAUUCAUCGCCAAAGGAGUAUAUUACGAAACUGGUACGAAUAUGCCAGGAGGACUCAAACUAUUAUUCAUAUACUGAGAUUCCCGUUGAAUGCAUUAGUGAAGCUCAGGGCGGUAUUAAAUUUAAUCUCGUUCAGGCUGGAUUCUUGGGAAAGCCGAGCUUGGAUCUAGCCCAAAGUCUAGGCAUAUCAAUACAAGACGAUGUCCUCUUCGCCGUCUUCUCAAAGGGUGAAAGCAAUACACCGACCAAUAGUUCAGCCCUUUGUAUAUAUUCAUUGAAGUCGAUUCGUCGUAAAUUUAUGCAGAAUAUCAAGUUCUGUUUCAAUGGAAAUGGUAUGCGUGGACUUGAUUUCAUAUCACCCAGCAUGCCUUGUGUUCUAACGAAACUACAAACGAUUGGUGAAGACUUUUGUGGAUUGGAUGUGAACUCACCGUUAGGUGGAGAACAGCCAAUCACAGCUGUUCCGGUAGCAAUGUUUAAUACACGUCUAACAUCUGUGGCGGCGACUAGCACCAGCGGCUAUACAGUUGUAUUUAUUGGCACUGUCGAUGGGUAUAUCAAGAAAGUUGUUGUUGAAUCAUCGACUAUUGCUAACGAAUAUGCUAGCUUGGCCGUUGAUGUUGGAUCAGCCAUUAAACAGGACAUGCAGUUUGAUAAUCAAAAUCUAUAUGUGUAUGCGAUGUCUGAUCGCAAGGUGUCGAAAGUGAAAGUCUAUGAUUGUGCCGAUUUUAAGACAUGCGGCGAAUGCUUGGGCGCUCGUGAUCCAUAUUGUGGGUGGUGUUCAUUGGAGAAUAAGUGUAGUCCACGCUCUAAUUGCCAGGAUGAUGCCAAUGAUCCAUUAUAUUGGGUUAGCUAUAAAACGGGAAAAUGCACAACAAUCACUAGCGUUGUGCCGCAUCAAUUGCAACGGACAACCGCCCGCACCUUGGAGCUCAUAAUCGAUCAUUUGCCGCAAUUGAAAGAGAAUUUAAUCUGCGCCUUCACUACCGAGGACAAAGCUCUGUUUACAAACGCCACAAAGAAACGCAAUGGUGUUAAUUGUACAACACCGCGUACGGAUAUGUUGCCGCAAAUUGAGCAGGGCAAACAUCAUUUUACAGCCAAAUUAUCUGUACGCACAAGGACUGGACCAGAUCUAGUCUCCACAGACUUUACGUUCUUUGACUGUAGCACCCAUUCGUCCUGUACACGAUGUGUAUCAUCGGAAUUCCCUUGCGAUUGGUGUGUCGAAGCGCAUCGCUGCACGCACGAUACAGCUGAGAAUUGUCGCAAUGAUAUUUUGGUUACGGGCGUAAGUCGAAUAGGUCCGAGCUAUCGUUCAGGUCCUGGCUUCUGUCCAACCAUCAAUGCAACUGGCGACGGUAGUGAGGUUCUUGUUGCUGCCGGCACUAGUAAAUCGAUUAAGGUUAAAGUUCACAUUAUUGGACAGUUUAUUGUGCAAACACGUUUCGUCUGCCAAUUUAAUAUAGAGGGUCGUGUUACUAGUCUAAAUGCUCAAUUGUUAGGUGAUACAAUCUACUGCGAUAGCAUGGAAUUUCAAUACACAUCACGUUCACCGAAUUUGACAGCAACUUUUGCUGUUAUCUGGGGUGGAUCGAAACCCCUUGACAAUCCUCAUAAUAUUCAUGUUGUGAUAUAUCGAUGUCGCGACAUGGCUGACAGUUGUGGCAUCUGCUUGGCACUGGCUGAGAAAUAUAAUUGUGGUUGGUGUUCAUCGACAAAUACAUGCGAAGUGGUUGAGCAGUGCAACAAGAAUAAUGAGGGCAAAACGGAUUGGCUGAAUCGUAGUGAAAUUUGUCCAAAUCCAGAGAUACAUUCGUUUGGCCCAAAAACUGGACCCUGGGAGGGCGGCACCAAUAUAACGAUAAAGGGUAUAAACCUUGGCAAGAACUAUAACGAUAUCUACUCGGGGGUGCGAAUUGCGGGCAUUAAUUGUAUGCCAUUUCAACAGUUCUACAUUGAUACAAAACAAAUCGUCUGCACUGUGGAUAGUCCCGGCGAGCAGAUGUAUCGAAAUGGACGAAUUGUGGUACAAAUCGGUGACUAUCGUGGCGAGUCGAAAGAGGAUUAUGAAUUUGUUGAUCCAAAAAUAUCGAAUUUUUAUCCACGUUUCGGACCCACAUCCGGUGGUACGCAGAUACGGAUCAUAGGCAAAUAUCUAAAUGCCGGCUCACGUAUACAGGCUUAUAUCAAUGAUCAUUUACCAUGUAAAAUCAUAAGCACGGACUCGUCGCAAGCUAUAUGUCGAACAUCGCCUUCGCCUGGUAUAAUUGAGGGUCGCCUAAAAAUGUCAUUUGACAAUGGACCGCGCGAGUUCAAUGAUUACAAUUUCAAAUAUGUGCUUGAUCCAACGGUUGAGCACGUUAGUUCCGGACCGAGUGCGCAGAUUAAAAUACCAAAGGGUAUACCAGCUGGGGGAAUACGAAUCGUUGUUACGGGCACGCAAUUUACCAGCAUACAGGCGCCAAGCAUUUAUGUUUUAUAUAACGGGCAGAUGUAUGCUAGCCAGUGUCGUGUACAAACUGAUACAGAAAUGAAAUGCCCAUCACCAGUUAUUGAGGCAGAUAGCCAAAUAUUAGAUCCGGAUAAUCCGACGUUACUCGAAUACGGCUUUCUUAUGGACAACGUGCUCAAAGUGCAGAAUUUAUCGAAAAAGCAUAAUAAUCACUUCGAGCUAUAUCCAAAUCCGGAAUAUUUUGCAUUCGAAGAGCGCGUGAAAUAUUUCAAAAGUGAAUAUCUAACCAUAAAUGGUCGUAAUCUAGAUCGGGCAUGUAAAGAAACGGAUGUUGAGGUAAAAAUCGGUAAUGGAUACUGUAACAUCACAUCUUUAUCUCGACAGCAAUUGACAUGCCGGCCACCGACUGAAGCGUCUGCUGCCAGUAACAGUCCUAGCGGUCCUGAGGUCAUCGUACGUAUUGGUUCAUCUUUGGAAUAUCGUAUUGGCAUUUUAAGUUAUGAAUCAUCAAAUCUUAUUAUGGAUUGGGGUGACAAUGUUGUCUUUGUUGUCAUCGCCGGCUGUGUUAUAUUUCUAUUGAUAUUUGUUGCCUUGCUUGUGGCAUAUCGAAAGAAGACAUCGGAAUCAAAUCGUGUCCUACGCAAUAUGCAAGAACAAAUGGAUAUACUAGAGUUGCGUGUUGCAGCUGAAUGUAAAGAGGCGUUUGCUGAACUCCAAACGGAAAUGACAGAUUUAACUGGUGAUUUAACAUCGGGUGGCAUACCAUUUUUGGAUUAUCGUUCAUAUGCUAUGAAAAUCUUAUUUCCCAAUCAUGAAGAUCAUAGCGUCUUACAGUGGGAGAAACCAGAAUUGUUGCGCAAAGAGAAAGGCUUACGUCUGUUCGCUCAACUUAUUAUGAACAAGACAUUUCUAUUGCUAUUUAUACGAACCUUGGAAUCGAAUAGAUAUUUCUCAAUGCGUGAACGUGUUAAUGUCGCUUCAUUAAUUAUGGUUACACUUCAAUCGAAAUUGGAAUAUUGUACCGAUAUUUUGAAGACUCUAUUAAGUGAUUUGAUUGAGAAGUGCAUUGAGGGCAAAAGUCAUCCAAAACUAUUGCUUAGAAGGACGGAAAGUGUUGCUGAAAAAAUGCUAAGCGCUUGGUUUACAUUCUUGCUCUACAAAUUCUUAAAGGAAUGUGCUGGGGAGCCAUUGUAUAUGCUAUUUCGUGCUGUCAAGGGUCAAGUAGACAAGGGUCCAGUCGAUGCAUGCACCCACGAGGCUCGUUACUCUCUGAGUGAAGAGAAACUUAUACGUCAAUCGAUUGACUUUCGGCCAAUGACUGUCAAUGCGAGCAUUAUACAGCAGCCCAUAUUCUGCAAUAACUUAGAUAUGUUGCCCUCACACACUGAGAACGUAUCGGUUAAGGUUCUUGAUUGCGAUACAAUCGGUCAAGUGAAAGAGAAGUGUUUGGAAACAAUAUAUAGAAAUAUACCAUCUAGUCAAAGGCCACGGAAAGACGACUUAGAUUUAGAAUGGCGAACUGGAGCUACUGGUCGUGUUAUACUAUACGAUGAAGACGCUACUUCAAAAACUGAAAGUGAAUGGAAAAAACUUAAUACAUUGCAACAUUAUAAUGUACCGGACGGUGCAGGCUUGAGCUUAGUACCAAAACAAAGUUCCAUCUAUAAUUUUAGUAUAUUGUCUGACAAAAACGAGAAAUCUCAUAAAUAUGAAACACUGAAUAUAUCAAAGUACACCUCCUCCUCACCGACAUUCAGCCGCGCCGGCAGUCCCUUGAACAAUGAUAUGCAUGAUAAUGGCAUCAAGUAUUGGCAUUUGGUUAAGCAUCAUGAUAGUGAUAUACAAAAGGAAGGCGAACGUGUUAAUAAACUGGUCUCCGAAAUAUAUUUAACUCGAUUGCUGGCAACAAAGGGCACAUUGCAGAAGUUCGUCGAUGAUCUAUUCGAGACAAUAUUUAGUACUGCUCAUCGUGGCUCUGCCUUGCCCCUGGCAAUUAAAUAUAUGUUUGACUUUUUGGAUGAUCAGGCCCUAUUGCAUGGAAUUACAGAUCCUGAGGUCGUUCAUACAUGGAAAAGCAACAGUUUGCCAUUGCGUUUUUGGGUGAACUUAAUAAAAAAUCCAAAUUUUGUAUUUGAUAUACAUAAAUCAAAUAUUGUGGACUCCUGUCUGUCAGUUGUAGCUCAAACAUUUAUGGAUUCUUGCUCAACAUCGGAUCAUCGUUUGGGCAAAGACUCACCAAGCUCAAAGCUGUUAUAUGCUAAAGAUAUACCGGAGUAUCGGAAAUGGGUUGAUCGAUAUUACAGAGAUAUUCGGGAUAUGUCUUCAAUAUCUGAUCAGGACAUGAAUGCAAUGCUCGCUGAAGAAUCUAGGCUUCACACAACUGAAUUUAAUACGAAUUGUGCUUUGCAUGAGCUUUACACAUACGCUGUAAAGUAUAAUGAGCAAUUGACAGUGACACUGGAGGAGGAUGAAUUUUCGCAGAAACAAAGACUGGCAUUCAAAUUGGAGCAAGUUCAUAAUAUAAUGUCAGCUGAAUAAGAAUCGUCGACGUCGUCAACUCUCCCAAACCAAGAUUUUAAUCAUCAUAAACAGUAUAAAAAGUGCUUAUCUGUGUAUUAUUCAAAUUAUGCGUAUGA